Sorex araneus (European shrew) is the source of this 2886-nucleotide messenger RNA. It is a transcript of the gene FAM78A, whose product is annotated as family with sequence similarity 78 member A. Lineage: Eukaryota; Metazoa; Chordata; Mammalia; Eulipotyphla; Soricidae. The coding region runs from base 512 to 1363 and encodes 283 amino acids. The transcript is spliced from 3 exons. The record is from RefSeq and is a predicted model, not a curated record.
CGGCACCCGCCGCCGCGCCCGCCGCCGGCGAGCCUGCAUCCCGCGGGGCGAGCGCGCGCGGGCGCGGGCGGGCGCGGGCGGGCGCGGGGCCGAGUUUCUGCAAAGUUUGACCUGGUUGCCUUUCGGAUGCUGCGGCAGCGCGGGCCGGCGCGGGGCUGCGGCGCGGCGCGCUCGCCAUGGCCGUGAAAUAGGGCGGCGCGCGGGCUGGGGGCGAGCCGGCCCCGAGCGUCCCCGCGCCGCCGCGACCCCCGGCCCGGGGCAGGGGCGCCCCCGGCCGUGCCCGCGCGGGGCCGGGGCGCCGGAGCGGCCCGAGGGGCAGAAUAUCGGUGAUUUUUAGCCACUGCGAGCGGCCGCGGAGAACAGCCCGGGCUCCGGGGAUGCAGCGGCGGAACCCUUAUUUCUGAGCAGGCCCGCUGCGCCCAGAGCCGCCGCCUCCGUCCCGCCCUCCAGGCCCGAGCGAGCGAGCGAGCGGAGCCCCGCGGCGCUGGGUCCCGCAGCCUCCACCCUGUCAAUGCCCAGUCUGCCCUGGGACUGGGGCCCGUCGCUGGAGAUCAGAGCCGUGCUGCUGGCCAUGGGCUGUAUCCAGAGCAUCGGGGACAAGGCCAGGGUCUUCCGGGAGGGCAUCACCGUGACGGAUGUGAAGGCGUCCAUCGACCCCGUCCCCACCAGCAUCGACGAAUCCUCCAGCGUGGUGCUCCGCUACCGGACUCCCCACUUCCGGGCCUCGGCCCAGGUCGUCAUGCCGCCCAUCCCCAGGAAGGAGACGUGGGUCGUGGGCUGGAUCCAGGCCUGCAGCCACAUGGAGUUCUACAACCACUAUGGGGACCAGGGCAUGUCCAGCUGGGAGCUCCCGGACCUGCAGGAGGGCAGGAUCGAGGCCAUCAGCGACUCGGACGGCGUGAACUACCCCUGGUACGGCAACACCACAGAGACGUGCACCAUCGUGGGCCCCACCCGGAGGGACUCCAAGUUCAUCAUCAGCAUGAACGACAACUUCUACCCCAGCGUCACGUGGGCCGUGCCCGUCAGCGAGAGCAACGUGGCCCGGCUGACCAAGAUCUACCGCAACCAGAGCUUCACCACGUGGCUGGUGGCCACCAACACGGCCACCAACGACAUGCUGGUCCUUCAGACGCUGCACUGGCGCAUGCAGCUCAACAUCGAGGUGAACCCGAGCCGGCCCCUGGGCCAGCGCGCGCGCCUGCGGGAGCCCAUCGCCCAGGACCAGCCCAAGAUCCUGAGCACCAACGAGCCCAUCCCGCCCAGCGCGCUGGUCAAGCCCAACGCCAACGACGCGCAGGUCCUCAUGUGGCGGCCCAAGUACGGGCAGCCCAUGGUGGUGAUCCCGCCCAAGCACCGGUGACGCCGCGCGCCCCCCGGACCCCAGCCCUCCGGCCGAACACAACCAUUCUACCUGGCGUGGGCCGCGAGAGCCCCCCGCCCCGCCCCCGCAGCGCCCCGCGCCCCGCCCCUGCCCGCGCCCCCGGAACAACGGCUUUUCCACCCCUGGUUGUUGGUUCCGAGCCCCUCCCUCACGCGGCCUUAGUAACUCGCUUUGCCAAACUUCUGCCUUAAGCCGGAUUUCAAGGAGGAACCACCCACCCGCCCGGACAGAGGGACAGGCCAGCUGGGCCCCCCUCCCCCGGCCCUGCCCGCCGUCGCCGCAGGGAUGGGGCUGGGGGAGCCGGUCCGGCUGGGGAGGUGCUGGGUCCCCCCCAAACCAGCCGCUUUAGUCUCAGCUGUGAGUCCAGACUCGGACGCGCCCUCUCUCGCUUUGACACGGCCCCCCCGCCCCGCGCCCCCUCCCCACGAGAAGGGCUGAGCUCCGGCAGGGGCACCUCCGCCAGGGAGCCCCCUCCCCAGCAGCCUUAACUUGCCUGGGUGGGCCUGGGGGCUGGGGGUCCGGACCGCCUGCCUGCGUGCACCUGCCGGCCCGCGUGGGCUGGCGGGGGUUACAGGGCAGCCGCCGCCGGAAGUGAGGGUCGGGGGCUGGCCCCCAGAGGAGGCCUUGUUGGAGACCCCCGCCCCGCCCCGUACUCGCCUCCAGGGACAGAUCUCCGAGGCCCGGAGCGGGGCCGGGGGCCGGGGGCGCCCAGCUUUGCCACCUGGAGCUUUAAGGGACCCCCUGCCCGUGUCCGCCCCCUGCUCGCCCCCGGAACCGCUGUCCCCCUCAGAAGCCGCGAAGGUGCCCCUGCCCCUCGCUUGUGGGUGGGGGGAGGCGGUCGCGGCUCCUCCCCCCACGUGGUAGUGGACGCCUUAAAGGGUGCUCGGCGCAGCCCCCCUCUGGCCCCCGCCUCAUCCUGGGUUCCUGGGUGGGCGCUGGGCCCGAGGCCCCCCAUGGGUGCCUGGUGCUUGGGGGAGCCCCUCCGCCUGGCCAGGACACUGCCGGCCCUGGGCGAGUGCCGGGGGCGGGGGGAGCCAGGGGGCCCCACUCCCCCUGGGCUCCCCGGGCGGGGGGUCUUCUCUGCACUCAGGUCUUUCACGCGCUGGAAAAAGGGGGCUCAGGAGGUCAGGGAGAUUGGGGCGGGGGUGGCGGUGCUGAAGGACAGACAGUGGGUGACCCUGCGCUCCGGGGGGCAGGCCGGCUUGAGUCCCCCUGGGGACGUGCUGCUCUGACUGCCCCGCCCCCAGGCCGCAGGCCCCGCCCCCAGGCCGCAGGCCCCGCCCCUCCCCGGGCCCCGCCCUCUCCAAGGAACCUGGGGGCUCCCCCGGCUGGGGUCCCCGUCCCUGGCCUGCAGCCUCCAGCAAUAAGGACCGCCCCGGCCUGGAAACUACUGUGAAACGAGCCGCCGAUCCUACCGCCGGACUCUCGAAAACGUGCAAAACGAAUUGUUGAUUUUUUAAAAAAGCAUUCAGAAAAAGAAAUAAAAUAUAAUUUUAAAGUAG